Molecule: messenger RNA, 3133 nt
Organism: Suillus paluster
Lineage: Eukaryota; Fungi; Basidiomycota; Agaricomycetes; Boletales; Suillaceae
Exons: 7
Coding region: 116-2851 (911 amino acids)
Biological process (GO): protein deubiquitination
Cellular component (GO): nucleus; cytosol
Molecular function (GO): cysteine-type endopeptidase activity; cysteine-type deubiquitinase activity
Source: RefSeq, a predicted model, not a curated record
GUUUGAUGUUAUUCAUAACGAGAUUUCCUUGUCGUAGUAAUCUUCCUCCAAUUCCGAGUUGGAACCGCCAUCAUCAUACCUUCCUCCACAGAGCUCGUUACCCGAGCUCUGAACUAUGGCUAUAGGGAAGUGGAACCCUUUUGGUCAACCUGUAGUACAAACUACUACCAGCGACAAUCCUGUUCCGCAACCGUUGCCAAUAUUUCCUCGUGCGGACGGAAAGCAGUUUGGUCUAGAGAAUUUCGGCAACACCUGUUACGCCAAUUCUGUGCUACAAGCCUUGUAUUUUUGCAGUCCCUUUCGAGAUCUCGUCAUUCAGCAUGCAGAUCCGUACGCCGCCGCUCUCCAAGCAGCCCUGUCCUCGCAGUUCACCCCCACCCCUACCGUCCCCACCGCCGUCCCCGCUUCCCCAACCGUUGCUGCCCGUCGGAAGCAACAGCAACCAGAGCGCAAGUCUGUACAAGAUGCUGCCCAACCAAAUGGUGUUGUGAACCCUCCAACGCCCCCGAUUCCCUCAUCCCCACGGACGUUAAUUUCUGCACUUCGCUCGCUGUACAUUCACAUCUCCCAGAACCCAGCUGACAAAGGCACCGUUGCGCCACGAGCAUUCAUAGAUAAACUCAAAGAAUUAAAUGAGGCCUUUAGAAACACCAUGCACCAGGAUGCUCACGAAUUUUUAAAUUACCUCCUCAACAGAAUCGUCGAGGAAAUCGAAGAAGAAAAGAAGCACCCGCAGAUACCUAUCGACGAUUCGGCUCAUUCAGUCAAAUCAUCAUCCACUGUGUCACAACCGUUGGCUAUGACAGCAAGCACGUCGAGCUCGGGCAGUCCGUCAACGGGAACUACAUUCAUACACCAGAUAUUCGAAGGUAUACUGACUAGCGAAACUCGAUGUCUGACAUGCGAGAAUGUAUCCUCACGUGAUGAAUCGUUUUUGGAUCUAUCCAUAGAUAUUGAACAGAACUCGAGCGUCACAGCAUGUCUUCGACAAUUCAGCGCCAGUGAAAUGCUCUGCCAGAGAAAUAAGUUUUUCUGUGACGGAUGCUGCGACCUCCAGGAAGCGGAAAAGAGGAUGAAGAUUAAGCGACUACCCAAUGUUCUCGCUCUACAUCUCAAGCGUUUCAAAUAUCAAGAAGAUGUACAAAAGUACAUCAAGCUGGCUUACCGCGUUGCCUUUCCAUUCGAGCUCCGCUUAUUCAACACCAUUGAUGAUGCUGAGAACCCUGAUCGACUGUAUGAACUCUUCGCCAUAGUAGUUCACAUUGGAAGCGGGCCAAACCAUGGUCAUUAUGUCAGCAUCAUUAAGACGAUGGGUACCUGGCUCGUAUUUGACGAUGAAACGGUGGACUCGAUCAAAGAAUCCGACAUACCCAAGUACUUCGGCGAAUCUAAUGCCGGUUCCGCCUAUGUGCUAUACUACCAAGCUGUGGAUCUAGACCUCGUCGCCCUUGAUCUGCGUCCGCCAACCCCACACGCUGCUGAGCAGCAUCCACAUCAACGACUCCCUACAGAUUCUCCUGUGUCGGUCUCACAACCUAUACCAUUCCCGCCCGGGUUGUCUGCAGAGCCGGCAGCGAGCGGUGAGACUGAACCUCUGCUGCCCCCACCGUCCUUACCCACGGCGAUUCCUGUUCCACCUGCUGAGAAGUCACCGCGUAAAAUUCCGCCGGAGUUUAUGAAUCCUACUCCUCCCUCACCCCUGCACCAUCCUGCAACAGUCGGUCCUAGCUCGUCGUCAAAGCAGUCAUCACCGGCUCGUCACGGCAUACUCAGACAUGUCCCCUCACUGAGGGUCGGUGCAGACAAGCGUGAUAUGGCUGCAAAAUCCAUUACCCCCUUCCCCAAGCACGAGUCUCCAGAUCCACUACCACCCAUCCCUGCUAGUCCAAAUGGCAAGGAAAAGGAAACAGAGAAGAAGAGCACUUAUUGGUUCCGAAGGAAAAGUCUAAAAUCGGGAGCGAAAUCUCGUCCAACUUUGGAAAUCGCGACAACAUUACCCCCUGACGUUGUCUUGGAUGUGGGAGCGUCACCGACGAGGUUCCACACCACCGGAUUGACGUCGAAGCACUCCAAGGAUGACGGUUCUCGACAUCCUUCGGAGCCGGCGGUUCUCGAUCGUCCUGUAGCGCCCUUCAUGGUCAAGCGCCGCCCUGCGUCUGCUUCCGGCUUUACUUCAUCAUCAAAGAGUCCGGGUAGUCGACGAGAUACUUCGCCUUCCAUCUCAGCCACUACAUCAUAUUCUUCACAUACCACAAGCACCUCAGCAUCGUCGUCUCCUCCUGACCAUCAUUCACAUACCAUUCGCCCCUUGCCAACAAUACCUGCAUCCCCACAAAGCUCGCGGAUGACACCAUUCCCACUCCCGCCUCCAGCUUAUCCUCGAGGCCAUUCAUCUGAGCAACCGCGACCUCACCGACGGCCAACAGUAUCACCCCGUGACUUCGAGCCCCCGACAUCACCUAAAUCCCCAGCUCGGCCAACGACUGCAGGUGCUUCGCUUGGUUUACGCUCAUCUGUAGCUCUAUCUCGGGAUCGUAAUCUUCCUCCAUUGCCAGGUGCAGUGGUGGAUGAUCCACCCAAUGGGACGCAUAGUACCUCCCCCAUGACACCGCCUGGUCCAGACAAGGGCAAGACACAGGCGAAAAUUAAAUCACACGAGGAAGGCGCGGGCUUGUCUGGACGGCCAAAGUCAGCGCAUGCGUCUACCAGCCUAGGGCUAGGGGCGGUUUUACAAUCUAGUACUUCCGCCAAUGCUAGCGUUGCGAAACGGGCGAGUCGGAAGCUGAGCUUCUCUGCAUUCCCGUUUACCCGCAAGGACAAGCAGCGAGAUAAGGGGAAAGAGCAGGAAUAAGUGCCCAGGCCUGGUGACCCACCCACUCCCCGUCCCUCGCUCGUCCAGAGCCAGACGCACGUUGGACUUGUAUUCCAUGGUAAAGAUGCGUUUAUCUGCAUCUUCCUUAAUGAUCUUUGUUCCCAUUUUCUUGCUUUCGCAGUUGCCUCGUGGAAGGUUUGAGUCAUCUAUUUUAAUUACAAUCGCAUACGCUGUUUUAUUCGCGCAUCAUACCAUGGUCGCUCGUUUAUCUCUAUAUCGCUGCGUUCAGCUGCCUGUAUCAAUUCCAUGUUGUAUGUUACA